AGGAGCCGAGGCGCGGUGAGCGAGGAGCCCCCGGUGCCAUCCCCGCUGAGCCCGCCCGGAGCUGCCGCUGCUGCUUCACCCGGAGAGCUGACAUGGUUCCAGCGCACCUGACCCUGCUGCACUCCAGCGAUACUUGAAGCCAAACCCGUGGCUCUUUUGGCCUUUGCUAACUCAAUGCUAUGCAAAAGAAAAGGAGGAAAAAAAAAAGAAACGCUGACACUAGUUGUGGUGGGAAUGGCUGUUUCCUGCCCUGGGUGAGCCAAUGUGUGGUUUUUUGCUUGUGAGAUGAACUAAUUCUCCUUUACCGGGUGGAAGACACACUACAAAUGGCAACCUGAAACUUUGGUAAUGCUUGGUCAUUGCUGAGCGGUUGGAACUUUUACUCGUUUGAUUUUUUAAAUUUUAUAUUUUUCAUCAAGUCACCUAAGGAGCCUUGUUGCUGUCUUCAGGAGCAUUGGAGGAAUUUGUCUUAAUUCUUCACCUCAAGUGACUUUAUCCCACUGUGAGUGCAGCCAGUGCACCCACCUGAAUACCUUCUCCUUGAAAACUCCUUCCCAGCCUGGAAGAUCAGGGAUCACAGACUUCUUCAAAAACUUCUCGUCCUGGGAAACGCUGCCCAUAGUUACUUUAUGGGGCAGCAGCCUGGAAAAGUUCUUGGGGACCAAAGGAGGCCAAGUCUGCCUGCCCUGCACUUCAUCAAAGGAGCAGGGAAGAAGGAGUCAUCAAGGCAUGCGGGCCCACACUGCAACGUCUUCGUGGAACAUGAAGCCCUUCAGAGACCGGUAGUGUCAGACUUUGAGCCGCAGGGUCUGACCGAAGCAGCUCGCUGGAACUCCAAGGAAAACCUUCUCUCCAUCCCCAGUGAAAAUGACCCCCAUCUCUUUGUUGCACUGUAUGAUUUUGUGGCGAGUGGGGACAACACUCUCAGCAUAACUAAAGGUGAGAAGCUCCGUGUGCUGGGCUACAACCACAAUGGGGAGUGGUGCGAGGCGCAGACCAAGAACGGGCAGGGCUGGGUGCCCAGCAAUUACAUCACCCCUGUGAACAGCUUGGAGAAGCACUCGUGGUACCACGGGCCGGUGUCGCGCAACGCCGCCGAGUACCUGCUGAGCAGCGGCAUCAACGGCAGCUUCCUGGUGCGCGAGAGCGAGAGCAGCCCCGGGCAGAGAUCCAUCUCCCUGCGCUACGAGGGCAGGGUCUACCACUACCGGAUCAACACCGCCUCCGACGGCAAGCUCUAUGUGUCUUCAGAGAGCCGCUUCAACACCCUGGCAGAGCUGGUGCAUCACCAUUCCACCGUGGCAGAUGGGCUCAUCACCACGCUGCACUACCCGGCGCCCAAGCGCAACAAGCCCACCAUCUACGGCGUGUCCCCCAACUAUGACAAGUGGGAGAUCGAGCGCACCGACAUCACCAUGAAGCACAAGCUGGGGGGAGGCCAGUAUGGAGAGGUGUAUGAAGGAGUCUGGAAGAAGUACAACCUGACAGUGGCUGUGAAAACUCUCAAGGAGGAUACUAUGGAGGUGGAAGAGUUCUUGAAAGAAGCUGCAGUAAUGAAGGAGAUCAAGCAUCCGAACUUGGUGCAAUUAUUAGGGGUGUGCACACGGGAACCUCCUUUCUACAUCAUCACAGAGUUCAUGACGUAUGGGAACCUGCUGGAUUACCUGCGGGAGUGUAACAGGCAGGAGGUGAAUGCUGUGGUGCUGCUGUACAUGGCAACUCAGAUCUCCUCAGCCAUGGAGUACCUGGAGAAGAAAAACUUCAUCCACAGGGACCUUGCUGCCAGGAACUGCCUUGUAGGGGAGAACCACUUGGUGAAGGUGGCAGACUUUGGCCUGAGCAGGUUAAUGACGGGUGACACCUACACAGCCCACGCUGGAGCAAAAUUCCCCAUCAAGUGGACUGCACCAGAAAGCCUGGCCUACAACAAGUUCUCCAUUAAAUCCGAUGUCUGGGCCUUUGGUGUUCUGCUGUGGGAAAUUGCAACCUAUGGUAUGUCCCCUUACCCUGGGAUUGACCUGUCUCAAGUCUACGAGCUGUUGGAGAAGGACUAUCGUAUGGAGCGUCCUGAAGGCUGUCCUGAGAAAGUUUAUGAGCUCAUGAGAGCAUGCUGGCAGUGGAGUCCUUCUGAUAGACCCUCCUUUGCUGAGAUCCAUCAGGCCUUUGAAACGAUGUUUCAGGAAUCCAGCAUCUCGGAUGAGGUGGAGAAGGAAUUGGGAAAGAAGGGCAUGAGGAGUGUAGUGAGCAAUUUCCUGCAAGCCCCAGAGUUGCCAACCAAAACGCGAACGUCGAGGAGAGCUGCCGAAAGCAAAGAUGCCAACGAGGGCUUGGAGACUGCACAUGCUCGAGGCCAGGGGGAAUGUGACGCCCUGGAUCAUGAACCUGCUGUUUCUCCCUUGCUCCCACGGAAGGAGAGGGUGGCCCUGGAGAGCGGUUUAAAUGAAGAUGAGCGGUUGCUUCCAAAAGACAAAAAGCACAACCUCUUCAGUGCCCUGAUCAAGAAGAAGAAGAAAACUGCCCCUACCCCUCCGAAACGGAGCAGCUCCUUCAGGGAGAUGGACGGACACGCGGAGCGCAGGGCGGGCGGGGAGGAGGAGUGCAGGGAUGCUGGCAAUGGGGCUUUCAUUGCCCCCCCUGCAGACACAGCUGACCCCUCCAAGUUCCAGAGCCCAAGCAAUGGGGCUGGUGUCACCAACGGGGUCGUGGCUGGGAACUCUGGGUUCUUGUCUCCCCACUUACGGAAGAAGUCCAGCACGAUGAGCAGCGGCCGAGGGGUGGCUGGUGAGGAGGAGAGCAGCUCCAACUCCAGCAAGCGUUUCUUGAGGUCCUGCUCAGCUUCCUGUGUGCCCCAUGGAGCGAAGGACACAGAGUGGAAAUCUGUGACUCUGCCCCGGGAUCUGCAGUCCACGGGGCGCCAGUUUGAUUCCUCCACUUUUGGGGGGCACAAAAGCGAGAAGCCGGCGCUGCCUCGGAAACGGGCGAACGAGGCCAAGGCUGACGUGUCUGUCAGGGGAACAGUGACCCCUCCUCCACGGCUGCUUAAGAAGAAUGAAGAGACUGCUGAUGAUGUAUUCAAAGAUGCAGAGUCCAGCCCUGGUUCCAGCCCUCCCACCCUGACGCCAAAACUUGGCCGUAGACAACCUGCUGCCCCUCCUUCGUCCAGCGGGCUCCACAAGGAUGAUGGAGUCAAAUCCAGUGCCUUAGGUACCACUGUGAUGAUGGACCAAGGUUCUGCUGCCAAACCCAGCCCUGCUGGGUUCGUGGGGGCCAGCAAAGCUUCCUCUGAGGAGCCACGCCUGAGGAGGCUCAAGCAGACCUCGGAGUCGGCAGGGAAGGACAAAGGGAAGUUAUCGAAGCUGAAACCAGCCCCUCCACUCCCACUGUCUUCAUCCUCCAUUGCCAAGCCUGGGAAGGUUUCUCACAGCCCCAGCCAUGAAGCAGCAGCAGAUGUGGUGUCUGGGCCGAAAUCCAAACAGUUGACUCAGGUUGGAGAAGCUGCAGGCAGUGAUGCUGUCAAGCCAAACCAGUCAGGGGAAGGUGUGAAAAAGCUGGGGAUCCCCUCUGUACCAAAGCCACAGUCCUCUACAAAGCUGCUGCUGAGCACAGCAACCCCAGCUGCCUCUUCCUCAUCCGUACCCUCUGCCCCAGGCGGGGAGCAGACGUCAUCCACAGCCUUCAUCCCCCUGAUAUCCACCAGGGUCUCGCUGCGGAAGACCCGGCAGCCCCCGGAGAGGAUUGCCAGUGGCACCAUCACCAAAGGGGUGGUGCUGGAAAGCACCGAGGCUCUACGGCUCGCCAUCAGCAAGAACUCUGAGCAAAUGGCCAGCCACAGCGCCGUCCUGGAGGCUGGCAAGAACCUCUACACCUUCUGCGUGAGCUACGUGGACUCCAUCCAGCAGAUGAGGAACAAGUUUGCCUUUCGGGAGGCCAUCAAUAAGCUGGAGAACAACCUGCGGGAGCUUCAGAUCUGCCCGGCCACCGCCGGCAGCGGCCCCGCCGCCACCCAGGACUUCAGCAAACUGCUCAGCUCCGUCAAAGAAAUCAGCGACAUCGUUCAGAGGUAGCAAGAAACCAGGCUGAGAAACAAAACAAGUGAAUCAAUCACAAGGGGCCAAAGCCAGCUGUGGAGAGAGUAAGGUGUGGACUGAGUGGGGCGUUCAGGUUAGCGCUGCGCCAAGGACGCAGACUGUGCAUGGAUGCCCCAGCCCUAAGGGCAGGGCUGUGCUCAG
Molecule: messenger RNA, 4229 nt
Organism: Ficedula albicollis (Collared flycatcher)
Lineage: Eukaryota; Metazoa; Chordata; Aves; Passeriformes; Muscicapidae
Gene: ABL1
Product: ABL proto-oncogene 1, non-receptor tyrosine kinase
Exons: 11
Coding region: 630-4064 (1144 amino acids)
Biological process (GO): protein phosphorylation; regulation of apoptotic process
Molecular function (GO): non-membrane spanning protein tyrosine kinase activity; ATP binding; protein binding
Source: RefSeq, a predicted model, not a curated record